Elgaria multicarinata webbii is the source of this 1108-nucleotide messenger RNA. RefSeq names its product esterase D (gene ESD). Gene Ontology annotation, molecular function: S-formylglutathione hydrolase activity. Gene Ontology annotation, cellular component: cytosol. Gene Ontology annotation, biological process: formaldehyde catabolic process. NCBI's taxonomy places the organism in Eukaryota, Metazoa, Chordata, Lepidosauria, Squamata, Anguidae. The transcript is spliced from 9 exons. Bases 117 to 965 code for a protein of 282 amino acids. The record is from RefSeq and is a predicted model, not a curated record.
GGGAGGCCGACUGUGAGCAGGGCCCGGUGGCUUCUGCUCUUGACCAACUUCGGAGGUUUCCUUAAUCCUUCCCGGGACAAGCCAAGACAAAGCCAGGGUUAGAAGUGGAAGAGAUCAUGGCCUUGAAGGAAAUUUCUAGCAAUAAAUGCUUUGAUGGGUUUCAGAAGGUGUUUGAGCAUGACAGUGUUGAGCUGAAAUGCAAAAUGAAGUUUGGAGUUUAUUUGCCACCAAAGGCAGAAACUGAGAAAUGUCCCAUAUUGUACUGGCUCUCAGGGUUAACAUGCACGGAACAAAACUUCAUAAGCAAAGCAGGCUUUCAUCAAGCUGCAGCUGAACAUGGCCUUGUGGUUGUUGCUCCAGAUACCAGUCCUCGUGGAUGCAAUAUUAAAGGAGAAGACGAGAGCUGGGAUUUUGGUACCGGAGCUGGCUUUUAUGUAGACGCCACUGAAGAACCGUGGAAAACAAACUAUCGCAUGUAUUCUUACAUAAAGGAUGAGUUGCCUAAAUUGAUAAAUGCCAAUUUUCCAGUCGACUCUGGAAGGAUGUCUAUUUCAGGCCAUUCAAUGGGAGGCCAUGGUGCUCUAAUCCUUGCUCUGAAGAAUCCUGGAAAUUAUAAAUCUGUUUCAGCCUUUGCGCCAAUCUGCAACCCAGUUCAGUGCCCAUGGGGGAAAAAGGCUUUUAGUGGAUACCUAGGAUCGAAUGUAACGGACUGGGAGGCAUACGAUGCCACACACGUUGUGAAGUCUUACCAAGGCUCCCCUUUGGAUAUUCUAAUUGAUCAAGGCAAAGACGAUCAGUUUCUUUCAGUAGGGCAGUUGCUGCCUGAUAAUUUCAUUGCUGCCUGCACAGAGCGUAAAAUCCCAGUGGUCUUCAGAUUGCAGCAGGGCUAUGAUCACAGUUACUACUUUGUAGCAACAUUCAUUAAUGACCACAUCAGGCACCAUGCAAAGUAUCUCAAUGCUUGAUGAGUACUCGCUUUGGGCGCCUCCUGACAGUACAAAACAAUUGAAGAUACCAGUGGAAAUGAAUAACAAGAGUUGUGUGAACAAUUAGCGCCUAUUGCAACGCAGCACUGAUUUUAUGUCUCUGAAUAAAUAUUUUGAAUAUG